AUGUCUUCAACUCUGCUCUCAACAACCGCCACCUUCGACAAGGGGCUCUCCCCGAGCUAUCAACCUUUCAAGGAGAAAUACAACCUGGAAUGCCUGGUGCAAGAUAUCAAACAGCAUUUGGGAGAGUCGGGCGGCAUCUCCUCCGAAGAGGUUGAUGAAUCAUAUCUGAUCUCGUUGGCGCGAAAAUACGUGUCCGAUCCAAGUGACUGGAUCGAAUAUUUCUACAACGAUACCAGCAAGAACUACACCCGGAACGCGAUCGAGAACAUCAAUCACAAGGCAAAUAUUCUUCUUCUUGUCUGGAAUCCUGGAAAGGGCUCCCCUAUCCAUGACCACGCCAAUGCCCACUGCAUUAUGAAAGUUCUUGCAGGACAACUACACGAGACUGUUUAUCAUGCCCCUGAACAAGAUUCAAAGGAAGCCAAACCUUUGACUAUCAAGUCUGCCAACACAUUCGGCAUGAACGAGGUGACAUAUAUCUCAGAUGAUAUUGGUCUUCACCGAGUUCACAAUCCCCACCCCACCCAGAUAGCUGUGUCAUUACACCUUUACACGCCGCCAAAUGCAGCUGACUACGGCUACAACAUUUUCAAUGAAGCUACUGGCUCAGCCAGCUAUGUAUCGCAAGCUCAUUCGGUUUCCAAGUAG
Messenger RNA from Penicillium verhagenii, 648 nucleotides. Its product is annotated as Cysteine dioxygenase. NCBI's taxonomy places the organism in Eukaryota, Fungi, Ascomycota, Eurotiomycetes, Eurotiales, Aspergillaceae. The transcript is spliced from 3 exons. The record is from RefSeq and is a predicted model, not a curated record. Bases 1 to 648 code for a protein of 215 amino acids. Gene Ontology annotation, biological process: L-cysteine catabolic process. Gene Ontology annotation, molecular function: ferrous iron binding; cysteine dioxygenase activity.